This is a messenger RNA of Lampris incognitus (smalleye Pacific opah), 1628 nucleotides long. Its product is annotated as zinc finger and BTB domain-containing protein 49-like. Bases 73 to 870 code for a protein of 265 amino acids. The transcript is spliced from 2 exons. The record is from RefSeq and is a predicted model, not a curated record. Gene Ontology annotation, molecular function: DNA-binding transcription factor activity, RNA polymerase II-specific; RNA polymerase II cis-regulatory region sequence-specific DNA binding. Gene Ontology annotation, biological process: regulation of transcription by RNA polymerase II. Lineage: Eukaryota; Metazoa; Chordata; Actinopteri; Lampriformes; Lampridae.
AGCAUUGAAUAUCUCAGUAGCUCAGGGACGAACUCGGCACCCUUUGCUAGAGUUACACCGUUACUUCCGCCAAUGGCUGAAGCUUCCUGCAGCUCUUUUCCCUUCGCAAGAAAGCCAUAUGGGGAUCUCCAGGAUGAGAUGAUCUCCCAACAGCAGUACAGGUCCUCAGACACACUCCUCAUAUCAAGCGAUGGCACUGUUCACUCAAGCUUACAUGGCAUGGAGGGGCCCUCACUGAAUCACCAGCAACCAAGGAGAAGUGGAUAUUUUCAGGUGGUGAAACCAAAGAAAUCCUUUGUCUGCUCAUACUGCAGCAAGGUGUUCGAACGUGUCGGACAUCUUGAAAGACAUUUACGAAUUCAUACAGGUGAGAAGCCAUAUGGUUGCCAUAUUUGCGGGAGGUGCUUCAAUCAAAAAAGUAGCCUCAAAGGGCACAUGAAGACGCACAUAAACGGAGAGAGCAAAGCACUUCUGGAAGCCCACCACCUGGUCUACAAGAUGCAUGAGGAGCAGCAGUCAGCGAACCCGAUAGUCUGCAAAACUGAGCUGCCAACUUUAGAGGAGCAGCGGCCUGGCUCUGGAUACAGCGAAAGAGGUAUUGAGCAAGUGUUGAUAGUAAAGGUGGAGCCAGAGGGUGAGGGCUUUCGCACCCUAAACCAGUCAGUGGAUGAACACGGUACAGGAACUUUAGACCAAAACCAGCUGUGGACAUUGGAGAUGGAGACGAGUGAUGAUACUGCAUCUCCCAUACCUGGAUGCUCUAAUGCCUCCACAAAUGCUGCUGAUGGAGUUUCUCGCAGUGUGGAAUAUCACCUUAGUCCUGUUUGCCGAGAGGAAACACAUCAUCUGGCAAAGGAGCGUCUCUCAUAGACAAAGUGGAUGGCAAAAAAAGGAUACAGGACUCUCAUUACGCAACCAAAGGCAUGACAUUUAGGAGCCUAGACAUAACAUUGAUGCCAGACUUAAGGUAACUGCCAACUAUAGGAGAGAUGACAGUUAAUGAAUACAGCUCCAUAACCAACAGCACCCAUGAUUGAAGUUUAUUUGAAUUCAGCAUGACUACCAGCAAUGUAGACACAUCUAAGCAGAACUGCCUUAUAUGCUCAUGUUGUGGGAAAAGCUUUUACAGUUUUUCCCAGUUUGAGAGAGACUGAUGCAGUUGUACUGGUGUGUAGUCCUUCAGCUGUGAAAUACGUGAUAAGAUCACAGAAAGUUGAAUCAGUUUAUCCAGACACAACUUUUAUUGAGAGAGAAACAUUUCAUCACUCAAGUGACCUCUUCUCAAGUGACCUCAACUGACUGCAAGUAUCCCCACCCUUAUAAUAUAAUAUAAGCAUCCUGAAACCGCACCCUGAACUCCAUCUAGAGUAAUGCAGCGUUUUCCAACUCUGGCUCUCAGGACUAACAGUAAUGCUAGUUUUCUAUUCUGCCAGGUAGUUAAAUACAUUCGCCUGUUGUGCCAGGUCUAAAUUUUGGGGUAUAAAUUCACAGCAAGAUGGGAUUUUAACAAUAUAAAGUAUAUAUCAAAUUUGGAGGAAUGAAUGCCUGUGCAGCUGUGUAGUGAACAAAAGCUGGAUAUCUUUCAGUGUUAAGCCUUUUUUUAAUUGUAAACAAAUUAAAAAAUAUUC